Molecule: messenger RNA, 2131 nt
Organism: Microcebus murinus (gray mouse lemur)
Lineage: Eukaryota; Metazoa; Chordata; Mammalia; Primates; Cheirogaleidae
Source: RefSeq, a predicted model, not a curated record
CCCCGCACCGCGCCCACCGCGCGCCGAGGACCAUGCCGCCCCCGGGCCGGGCGCCGCCGCUCGGGCUCCUGCUGGCGCUGACUGCGCUCCGGUGCCCAGGAUCAUGUUCGGCUGCAAGUAACAGAAACCCUGGCCACAGUGGCUUAGUGAUGGAGAGUCGCGGGGUGGCAGACAGCCUGCAGAGGUUCUCCUCGCUGCCGGCCUACCUCCCCACCAGCUUGCACAUCUCCAACGCGGAGGAGUCCUUCUUCCUCAAGGAAGCCAACCAGGACCUGACCAGGAACUCCAGUCUGCAGGCACGGGUGGAGCCCUUCUUCAUCUACCGGGCCAGGAGCCCCCCCAUUGUCAACGCCAGCUAUGGCCCGUUUUCGGUGGAGAAGACCAUCCCCCGGGAGUUCCUGGUGAUGCCUACGCCCUUUGGAAACAUGGAGAAGUUUCCCUUCAACUGGAAAUUGAAAUCCCACAUCCUGGACAGCUCCAUCUACUCCAACAGACCCAAAGUGCAGACCUUGUUUUACGUCACCGGCAUGGGCUGGGAUGACAGCGACCCCGCGGAAGAUCUGCCCUGCGUCAAGAUGUUUGCUUUCCCCGAGACCAGGGAAGUGGCCGCCAGCUGCCGGCUGCAAGGGGCCCCGGGGCUGUGCGUGGCUGAGCUGGAGCUGCUGCCCGAGUGGUUCAGCUCCGGCCUGGACCUGGAGCCCGAGGAGGAGAUCCCGGCCCUGCUGGGGGGCACCGCCAUGGAGCUCUUCUUCACGCUCUACCCGGCUGACGAGGCCGGCCAGUGUCCACUGGAGGAGGAAGGCAAGUGGGAGAACAACAUCCACUCGGGCCAGGAGGGCCCCCAGCAGGCAUUUCCCGCCCGCGAGAGGAUCGGGAGCGUGGUGGUCUACCCGACGCAGGAUGACCUGAAGUGGUCCCUGGUGAGCUUGGAUGAGAAUGUCGUCAUCUCAGUACCUCUGAACCUAGUCCGGGAAGGGGACACGGCCACCUUUUUGGUCUCUCUCACCAGUGGCUCUGUGGCAGACCAGUUCACGCUUAGAAUUAAGGCCGCGGCAGGUGUGAAGAUAACGGCGGUGAGGAUCAGCAGCGAGGACCAGUGGGCGGUGCAGGAAGAAAUAGACAACGGCAGCACCCAGACGACGGCCAGCCUCACCUGCAUGGGCCAUCGCCCCGACACGCAGAGCAGGUGAGCGCAGAGGCCCCCAGGGGCCUCCACUUGGCAGUGGAGGGUCGGCAGUGGCUGCUGGAGCUGAUAGCAAAACAACGCGCGGAUAAACAAAGGGCCGCCUCUCCGCCUAAUGGGAAACGUGCUCCUUUCAGCUCAUCAGCACCGCUCGGGCACACGGCCUCUGAAUGGCUCCAUUACGGGGCUGUGCCGCCGUGCGAGGCUUUUAUCCCCGAUGCCUGUGUACACAAAUGACCUAAUUAGGUUGGCAGUCUCAAAAAUUGCCCGAGUUGACAUUUGUCACAGUGCAGAGUUUGAUAACCACAUUUAAAAUUUUUAUUGUUAUUAUUAUUAUUGUUAUUGUUUGCAGUGAAGUGCUGAAGAACAGAAUGGGGGGAAAUAGAAAUGAUUUAAGAGGCAAGGGGAAAAUGUACUUUUUAAUGAGCAAACCAAGGGUAGCGAUUGCUGUGGGGUAAUCGUCCCUUAGAGCUUAAACGCAGUCGUUUUGCUGGUGUCGCACCUGGGAGCUGGCGCAUGGCUUCAGAAUCUCAAGCGGCGUUGCAGGCAGCCUGUCUUCUCCGGCUCAGACCCCAGCCUUGGGGGUGACGGGGCCGAACUCACCUGGGAGUCAGAGGGAGGUCAUUGCCAGCCAUCUCUCCUCCUACAUGCAGCAGGUGGAGAGAGCUCUCCCCCCCACCCCCCGCCGCAGCAGCCUUCUCCACGCAGCCCCCGGCCUCUACUUUCUCCCCCGCUUCUUGAACACGCAUCUCCUACGGGGUUGCUUGGCUGGUCGGGCUCGCGAGCGUGGCUGGACUUGCAGCCGCCUGCGUUAAAACCCCCGGGCUCCUGCUUCAGCCCAAGGGGCUUGGCAGACGAGCCCCUUUCGAGCCUGUUACUUGUCACCGUAUUUUGUCGCAUCCUGCUCUCUUUGCUUUCUUCUCUAGUCCCUAAAGUCUUCGAGGUCCA